Messenger RNA from Manduca sexta (tobacco hornworm), 3899 nucleotides. Its product is annotated as pancreatic triacylglycerol lipase. NCBI's taxonomy places the organism in Eukaryota, Metazoa, Arthropoda, Insecta, Lepidoptera, Sphingidae. The record is from RefSeq and is a predicted model, not a curated record. Gene Ontology annotation, biological process: lipid metabolic process. The coding region runs from base 310 to 1989 and encodes 559 amino acids. The transcript has 15 exons. Gene Ontology annotation, molecular function: protein binding; triacylglycerol lipase activity.
AGCCCCAGUGAACACAGUUCAUGCCGUACUUUCCCGCGCCGCGCACGCGCAUAACCGCUCUUGCAACAUCGGAAACGUUCCGAAAUUACGUGAUUCCAUUUAAAGCAAUUUCCAUUCAAAGUGUAGACACAUAAAUCCUCUGAAGUAUUUAAUAUAAAACCUAUUGAGUUACUGUUUAGUAUCACCUGUGUUUAUUUAUGUAUAUAUCAUGUACCGAACAAUAUUUUUCAAUGUGUUUGCAAAUUGAAGAAAGCGGAAGACUUCAACGGACGUCCAGCAACAGCUGAUCACUAGUUGUUGGAUAAAAAUAUGCGAAGACUUCACCUCACAGACAGACAUCUACGAGUGAUGCUUUGGUGCAUUUUAUUAGGUCUUCAACCUGCCUUCGGUGGAAUACUGGAUCCCUUCAAUUGGGCCCGUUCUGAUCGAAUCGAAGUUAACAUUCCAUGGUUACCAUUUGAAAAUGAAACAAGAUGUUACGAUGAGUUGGGUUGUUUAAACAUCACACGAAGUUGGUAUCAUCUUAUACAUCGACCAUUCAACGUUUUUCCACUACCCAGGGUAGUCAUCAAUACCAGGUUUAUUUUGUACACAAAGAAAAAUCCAACAGAGGGACAGUUAUUGAACGUAAAUGUUAACAAGACGAUAGUUAAAUCUAACUUCAGCCCGUCAAGACCUACAAAAAUGAUUAUACACGGAUUCAUCGAUACGCCGCUCUCUAACUGGGUCAGUGAAAUGAAAGAUGAACUCGUAAGGGCUGGGGACUUUAACGUUGUAAUCGUGGAUUGGGCAGGUGGCAGUCUUCCUUUAUACACACAAGCUACUGCCAAUACAAGACUUGUUGGACUCGAAGUGGCUCAUUUCAUUAACACUCUACAAAAAGACCACGAGCUGAAUCCUCAAGAUGUUCACAUUAUUGGUCACUCUCUCGGAGCACACACAGCAGGCUACGCUGGAGAGAGGAUAGAAGGCCUAGGGAGGAUCACGGGUCUCGAUCCAGCCGAGCCUUACUUUCAAGGAAUGCCAACACACGUGAGACUAGACCCGUCUGACGCGCAAUUGGUCGACGUCAUUCACACAGACGGGAAAAGCAUAUUCCUUUUAGAUUUUGUAUUUAUGGCAGGAUAUGGGAUGUCACAACCAGUGGGACACUUAGAUUUUUACCCGAACAAUGGUAAGGAGCAACCUGGAUGUGAUCUUACGGAAGGACCAUUGGUACCACUCACUUUGGUAAAACAAGGUUUGGAAGAGGCGUCUAGAGUUUUAGUGGCGUGCAAUCAUGUUAGAGCUAUUAAACUUUUCACAGAAUCUAUUAACGGAAAAUGUCCUUAUAUUGGUCACCAAUGUCCAUCGUAUCAGCAUUUCUUAGCGGGAAAAUGUUUCCAUUGUGGGCACGGUUGCGCUAUAAUGGGAUUCCAUGCAGAUAGUACGCCAGGAUUAAUAUCAAACAAGAAUAACCAAACAGAGAAUGAAGUCUAUCCUUCCGAAGAACAUGACACAAUCGGAGCUAAAUACUACCUUAGCACCGGCAAAGAACUACCGUUUUGUCAGCGACACUACAAGGUUUCUAUUCAAUUAGCAAACCCCAAAGGCGCAGAAUCUUGGGUACAGGGUUUUCUGAAAGUAACAUUACUCUCUGAUAGAGGAGUAAUAAGGGGAAUGGACUUGACACCAAACAACUACGUCAAAUUAGAACACGGAACAUCAUACACAAUUGUGGUUACACAUCCCAUGGACAUGGGGGGUAAAGUCAGGAAGGUGGAGUUAUCGUGGGAGUACGAUAUGAAUGUACUAGAACCGCGAUCUCUAUGCAUUCUGUGGUGCAACGAUCGACUGUACGUGAAAUCUGUGCUAGUUGAUCAAAUGGAACUGCCAAGCAGAGGGAAACGUAAUGUGGACUUUAGUAGUAAAUUGUGCACGCCAAAGCGUGAAUUCGCUGAAAUCCCCAAUCGAGGAUCAGCCAGUUUCUACGACAACUGCAGCAGGUAGCUGUGACAUACGCAUCCCGUAGAUUGUCAAUAUCUAUAAAUGGACGCGUUUUAUGUGGCAUAUAGCAGUGAAGAAAAGUGAUAAUUCAUAAGAAAAUGAAAAAACUCAUAAAUUGUAAAUAUAAUGAGGCUAUGACUCCCAUGAUUUUAGUGAAAAUUGUAAAUGUAAAUUAUACACGUUAUUUUCAUUUAAUGAUAAAAUUUGUCUUUUAAUCUGUCCUUACACUAUUACAAUCAUAUGCAAUAUCAUGGAAAACUCUUAACUAGUUUGAUACGGUACGUAGAAAGUACUUACAACAUGGUAUUCUGAAGUAUUCGCUCUUUGACCCGACGACCGUUGAGAUUGACUAAUUAAACACGCUCUACCUUUACAACAUCCGCUGAUGUCAAUAAAAGGGAUAAAAUUCAAUAACAUGUUGUCAAUUAAAAACGAAAUAAACACAUGCUAGACAUUGCAAUAGGGUAAUAAAUUAAACUGAAGAGCGUUUUGAGUCAGUGUCUCUAAUAUGAUUUGUCCAGAACUGUCUCUCUGACUCUUGGAGGUGACCGGCCUGGCCCAAUGGUAGACUAGAACUAGAACUAAACCGCAUUGAUUCGGCAUUGAUACAUAGAUUGAAGUGGCUCAUCAUAUAAUUACAAGUUGUCACCAAAAUUCGUCAACAACGUUUAAAUCGAAACCACUGUUUACUAAAAUCUGUUAAUCUUCAUAACAUGAACAAAUGGACUACGACUUAUUGGUCAGACAAUGUUUUGUUUGUGCGAUAUCAGGCAAUACCUCAUAUUAAAUAAUUAUCACCAGUUUUUGACAAUAAUAUGCUCAAAGCUCGUGAUGUUUUCCAUAAAAAAUGUUUUUAAACUGCGCAAGUGUGAUUCAAGCGGAAACCCUGUCCCUGGUUGGCACAAGGUAGACUCCGGCAAAUAUAUCUCCGGAAAUCAUUAAAUAAAAUUAUAACUGUUUCAAUAGUUUGUAAUCAUAGCCUUAAGUCAAACUUGGCAUGAAAAAUGGACACAGGUUGACACUUAAGUGAAUAUAAUAAUAUCAACCUGGUACUAUAUAUUUACUAUCCUACUGCUGGGCUCGGGCCUUCUCUACUUGUGAGAGGGAAUAUGCAUACUAUACGCAACAUAUUUUUAUUAAGACAAUUUUACCCAAAAGACAGUGGUGAAAAUUUUAAAUAAGUACUAUUAAAGCCCUACCCCAGCAAAACGACGCGCUGCGCUAACCGUAUUUUUAAAAGUUAUGUUUAUAAAAUUUAUUAUAAAUAAAUAUAGAAAAAAAAUUAAACAUCAUACUUACUUCUAUUAUUCGUUACCUUUUCUUUGGUUACUUAAUAUUUUUUUUAUGUUGAUAUUGUUUCGUUUGUUUCAUAAUCAAAAUGCGACUAUAAUUGUCGACUUCAUGCAUCUCCUCCUAAAGAAACAUAUAUUUAAAUUUGCAACCAAAAAUUAAGAAGAACAAUUUUAUAAGCAUCAUUUCGGUAGUUUAAAUAUUUCAAAUGGCCUUACAUUGUUUUUUAAAAAAAUAUAGUCGAAAAUCUAUGCAUAUUCUCACCAGGAACUCGCGCGGGGCCAAUUAGUAUGGAAGUAUUUGCUCGGGGAGGGCUUUUAAGCCACAGUCUAAGGCCACCAGAUAAUAAACUAAAAUGUAAUCUUAUCCUUACGCUGUUGAAAUUGUAAACUUAUUAUUAUUAGUUAUUAAAUCUCUUAUUUUAUUUACUAUAAGUAGGUACAAUAAGAGAAUGUGUACUAGUAACAUAAUUUAUAAUUCAUACCUACUUAUUAUUUAAUUAACAGAGACUAUGCGAGGCACAUCAAUACCUAACUACAACAUUAGGUAUACAUAUUGUACAUACCUACUUAUAGAAUAUUAUUCUAGCACCAAGCUUGUAAAUACAUAUUUAAUAAAGAAAA